Messenger RNA from Asterias rubens (European starfish), 6485 nucleotides. Its product is annotated as myosin-11-like. The record is from RefSeq and is a predicted model, not a curated record. Gene Ontology annotation, molecular function: microtubule binding; microtubule motor activity; ATP binding. Gene Ontology annotation, biological process: microtubule-based movement. The coding region runs from base 147 to 5252 and encodes 1701 amino acids. Lineage: Eukaryota; Metazoa; Echinodermata; Asteroidea; Forcipulatida; Asteriidae. The transcript is spliced from 32 exons.
UCUUGUAAAAGUGGCUUCUAUUUUAUAUCGGGAAAUGGUUCUAAAUGACUGAUUUAGUAAAACAAUGCGGGUUAUUGUCAUCUUUACAAUGUAUAGGAACGAUUGGUGAGCCUAUUUUCUGUAUUCGAGCUCGGUGAACCACCAAAAUGGCUACGGCACAGAAAGCAAGACGCAAGAAGACCAAAGUCAUCCCAACUACUGAGCCAGAGAGACCUACUUCUGCGCUUUCUCACAAUUCCUGGGUUGAAGAUUUUGAUAGGGCAGAGGACUCCGCUGGUGAAAAGUUUGGCAUAGAGAACAAUGCCUAUCACGAGACGGAGGUGGAAAACAUACCGGCAGGGUCUUUGACCUCUGACCUUAAAGGUCAUGGAGGGGGAAGUAUGGUGUCAGUGAGGGAAGCUGAAGACGCCGAUCGAAGAGACUUUACGGACGAGGAGUUGGAUAUUAAGGACUACGAUGAUGAUUCAAAACAUCCUGAGCUGAUGGAGCGACCGCACAGCGAAGUGGGAACAGCCAGUCGAUCGGCCAGCCCUUACGGGGAGGACAGCUACGUAGGGUCAGUGGAUGGUGACGGGGGCAAGAGAAGACGCAAGAGAAGAAAGGACCGAGCCAAUGUCGUCACCCCCGUUAAUGACGACGUUGGAAAUGACCUGUUGGCAUCGGUGAGCAGCGAGGGUCCCUCUGAGCUAAAGAAGAAAGGUUUUAGCGAAGCCUGGAGUAUGUCAAGUAUGCAGGACAUCAGCGAGAUACCAAUAGAUCCCCCGUCCUCUAUGCGCCCCAAGUCUGGCGCCCCCAAGCGUGGAAAGUCCCCGCAGACACGCAACAGAUCCCCAGGCGUUGGCGCCCACGCAGCCGUUGCGUCCGGCUCGCAGUCUGUGAUCAGCGUGAAGGAGGCAGACAAGAGCCGACGUGUCAAUGGGGAGAAUACACUGACGGUGCCGGGAAAUAAGACCAGGGAUGCUGAGCAGAGAGACAAUGAGGACAACCAGAGCCUAGCGACCUCGUCCAAUGUGCACCUGAAACCGCCGCAGUUGGAGCAUGAGCAGCAGGCUUACGUCCCGUAUGUGUACGCCCGUGACUGCCUGGCCAAGGUGAUGGACGACAUGAAGAAGAUGAAAUACAACCACAUCCGCAUCGUCGGUCAGAUUGAGGACACUUACAAGAUGAUCGAGGAUGAGACGCAGGGCCAAUUCAAUAUGUUUGUAGGUGGCCUUCGAAUCCAGUAUCGCGAGAAAGUCAAGACAUUCCGCCACGUGAUUGAGAUACACAGAGAUGACUUCGGCAGCAAGAAGACGUACUGGGAGGAGACGCUACAAAGUCUUAAUAGUCGGAACAAGGCACUCAUGAAGGAAAAGAAGAAGUUACUAAUCAGCAACAAAAUGGAGUAUGACAGACUGGAAAGGGAAAAGGAGGAGUUGACUCGUGAGUUAACGCAGAAGAUGGAUCAGAACCAAUCCACGUUUGUCUCAUCUCAAAAGGACCUUGAGGAAGAGAGGAAGAUCAUGGAAGAUCAGCUUCUCUCUGAGAAGCAGGCUCAUCAUGAUGAAGUCGAGAAACUCCGCCAAGAACUCGAAGAAGCGAGGACAGCCGUACGGACGGUCCCUGUUGUCGUUGACACCAACCGUCAAUCCUCGGGAGAUGUAUCCUCCGAGAGGAUGUUGGAUGAACAACGCGGGUCUCGUGCGAGUCUGAGGUCCGAAGGGCCAAGGGAGACACAUGCUGGGGCAGCUGUGGGCGUGGCAGCGUCUGUUGCCGUGGUAACUAGUGGGAUGUCGGAGGCAGAGAGGAGGAGAGCGGAAGACCAAAGAGCCAAGAUGGAAGAGAAGAUGAUUCACUCCCAAAAGGAACUCGUCAUCUUGCAAGCAAAGUACGACUACAUCCAGGCCCAGUAUGCGAUCCUGGCGUCCCUGGCUCAGAAAGACAACGAAGCCAUCAUCUCAGAGCAGUUAGAGACAACUCAGAAGGAUCAGGAGAUCAUGGACGAGGAGAGCCAACAGCUUAAGGAGGAGAUUAAACAGUGGGAGGAAGACUUCAAGAUGCAGAGCGGACGGGAGCCGACAGAGGAAGACAGGUCUGAGACAGUCAAAGAGUUGGACACUCAGCUCGCUGAGGCAGAGACAAAGAAAGUGGAGCUUGACGCCAAGCUAGUCACCUUAGCCACUCUGAAGGAGGGUAAGGCCCCAGAAGUGCAGCAACCAGACAUCCCAGAGCCUGUCAUUAAAACCGUUGAGAUCGUCUUGCCCGAUCCAGCAACUCUUGCAGCCCUAGAAGCGUCCCAGCUGAAGGUCCGUGAUCUCGAGUCUCGUCUGACCGAGAUGGAGACCAGCCUGAGGGACAGAGAGAAGAAGAUUAAGACCCUUGAGAAGGAGAAGAAGAAGGCCGGGAAGAAAGAGAAGAAGGUGGAGGAGGCGAGACCGAGGGAGGAUGAUCAGAACCUCAAACUUGUCCUAGAGGCUGUGGUCUUACAGUCGGCACAGCAAGAACCCUCGGGUGAAGACGUCCAAGCUAAGCUGGAGAAGGCCAAAGCAGAGAAGGACGACCUGGUGGCAGAGAGGGAAAAGGCUAAACAAGAAUUGGAAGUGUGGAUCGAGAAAUACAACCAGGAACACGGAAGCUACCCAGAGGAAAAGGAUAGAGAUGAGAAUGCCAAGGUGCUGUUUGCAUCGUUGGAGGACAGCAAUGCUCAGUGUCUGGCUAAUCAGACCAACAUCACAGCCCUGUCCAUUCUGGCUACGGGUCAGAUACCCAAGGAUCUGAAACCGAUGGCCGAGGCUCAGGUUUCCGUACAAUCGACAGGCCAAGCAAGCUCCAACGAUCUCAAAGCUCUGGAAAGUCGCAUCCAAGAGCUCGAGGAAGAGAAUGAGCAGCUGACGGAGACCAACUCGGAGCAAGAGGAGACCAUCAGGGAGCUUGAACGAGCAAAAGAGGAUCUGGAAUCAAGACUAGCUAAUGUGGAAACAGGGGGAGGGUCGGCAGCUGCUGCAACGGCGGCGGCGCUGGCAAACCUUGACUUUGAUGAGGAUGAUGUUGAGGGUUUCGGAGCUCAACUGGCUGCCCUGCAGCGUCAAGUCGACGACACGGAACGCAAACUCCGCGAGGAACGGUCCUCCCACGAGUCCACCAAGGAAGAGCUUGAGAUGAUUACUCAAGAAUUGGAGAACGUCCGCGAGGAGAAACGCAACCUGGAGGAUGAGAUUGAUGGCAAGGUUACCGCGGCAACUGAUGCUCUCGAGGCUGAGAUGAAACUCAAAGAUCAGUCGUUGACAGAGACCAAGCAGCGAUUGGAUGAACUGGAGCAAGAGAAACUAAAGAAUCUACCGGUGGAUGCAGCCAAAGAGAUUGCUCUACUUCAGGCUCUCGUGAAAAAAGCAGAAAAGGAGAAAGAAGAUGCCCAGAAAUCCAGCAUCGGAGGCACAGCCGAUCUGGACAAACUCAAGACGGAGUUGAAGACGCUGAAUCUGUCUCUAGCUAAGGAGAAGGAUACGAACAAAUCAAAUCAGGAAAGUCUGAAGAAGAAGAUGGUGGAGAAGGACAAACAAGCCAAGGAGAUGGUUCAGAGCACCGAGAAGAAGUUCACUCAGAGAGAAGCGGAGAAUAAGAAACAGAUACAGGCUCUGGAGAAGAAAAAUAAGGAGCUUGCUGCUGCUGGAGGAGUCGCAGCAGUCAGGGGUGCCGCUAAGGGAGGACCAGAUCCAAAGGCAGAGAAGAAGAUUAAAUUACUGACGGAGCAAUCAGUGACGCUGAAGAGGACCAUCCAAGAGAGUCAAGACAAGAUACGACAGAUGGAGAAAGAUCUUAAGGAGGCCAAGUCGGGCGGAUCGGCUGAUAAGCAAGCCGGCAAGAAGAUGGAGAAGCAGCUCAAGGAUCUUGAGAAGAAACUGGAGACGGAGCAGAAGAAGUUUGAGAGAGAGAAGAAGACUGCCACCGAGCUAGACGCCGAACUCAAGACAACGUCCAAGGAACUCGACGGCGCCAAAGAUGAGAUCAAGAAACUGACCAAUCAGAUUGAAGGGUUGGGCGUGGCUGCUGCCGAGGCGUUGGAACUGAAAGAGAAAGUGACGGAGCAGACAGCGGAGUUGAAGAAGCUACAGAGCGAAGUAAAGACUGUGACUGAAAACUACAACAGCGAGAGGGUUUUGCGGAAGAAAUAUUACAACAUGGUGGAGGAUAUGAAAGGGAAGAUCCGUGUCUACUGUCGAUCCAGACCCCUCAGCGGCUCAGAAAAAACCAGGGGUAAUUUCUCAAUCAUCAAAGCACCAGAUGAGUACUCCAUUGAGAUUCAGAGUACCAGAGGUCUGAAAGAAUUCCAGUUUGAUCACAUCUUCAUGCCGGAAAGCACACAAGCAGAUGUCUUUGAAGACACAAAUAAUUUGAUUCAGUCCUCCGUAGACGGCUACAAUGUCUGCAUCUUUGCUUACGGACAGACCGGCUCAGGAAAGACGUUCACCAUGAUCGGUGACAAGGAAGGCAAAUUUCCAGGCAUUGCACCAAGAGCCUUUGAGAAGAUAUUUGAAGUUAUUGAAGAAAACAAGGGCAAGUUUUCCUUCACAGUGGAAACCUACAUGAUGGAGUUGUACAACGACAAGUUGAUUGACCUGUACGCAAAAUCACACGAGGCUAAUGCCAGACUGGACAUCAAGAAGGAUAAGAAGGGGUUAGUCUUCGUUCAAGGCGCUGUGGUUCAACAAGCCUCGAACGCUAAAGAGCUGUACGGGCUCUUCGACCAUGGGUCUGCAAACAGACACGUUGCCUCAACAAAGAUGAAUUCUGAGAGUUCCCGCUCCCAUUUGAUCAUCGGCGUGGUGAUUGAGAGCACCAACCUGACCACGGGUACCGUCACUAGGGGUAAACUCAGCCUGGUGGAUUUGGCUGGUAGUGAACGAGCCGCUAAAACAGAAGCCAGCGCCGAGCAAUUGAAGGAAGCCAACUCUAUAAAUAGAUCACUGAGUGCCCUCGGGGACGUCAUAUCUGCGCUUUCCAGUGAGCAGUCCUUCAUUCCAUAUCGUAACAACAAGCUCACCAUGUUGAUGCAAGACUCCUUGGGCGGCAACGCCAAGACGCUUAUGUUCGUCAAUAUCUCACCGGCCGACUACAACGCGGAGGAAACUGUUGUCUCACUCACGUAUGCUUCCAGAGUGAAACUGAUCACGAACGACGCUUCAAAGAAUGCUGACAAUAAGGAAAUUGCUAGGUUGAAGGAGAUUAUCGCCAAAAUGAAGAAGGGUGAAGCAGUUGAGGAAGAUGUUGAAUAAUGGAGCUUUGGUGGCAUUCUAGUCAGAUGUGUGAACUUGUUAAGUUGCCCUCAGUUAGACUUUGACAUAAAACAUUCAGCGACUUUUCAGGUUGAUGCUAGGCUUGAGCUAAGACCGUCAGGAACAGACGUCUCUUGUUUACAACCGGAGUAUAACUGUGAUGAAGUCAAGUCGCAAGAGUAGACAAAUUGUGGAAGUCAAGUCGCAAGGGUAGACAAAUUGUGGGAUUCACCCUCAAGUAGCACAAGGGUUCGUAAGGGAGCAUUAGUUUCAAAUUUUGUCCAAGACUGUUCCAAGUUUUAAAUCUACAUUAUGCCAGAUGACAUCCCACCACUUUGAGGUAAUGUACACGUACAAUGUUAGGUCGUGUCUGAAACGGCAACUUUGGCUACAGCAUAUGGCUAGAUCACGUGCAUCUGCCUAUUCUUCAACACUGGCAGACGCGUUAAUCUAGCCGUAGCUGUAGACGAAGUCGCUUGACACACUGGAUGGGCCAACUGCCACGAGAGGGCCCUUUACCAAUUAGCAUAAGUAGCUUAUACAAAGGAUGUAGACAAUAAUUUAAACAAAUCCAUUCUAUUUUGUAACAUAAAAACAAGAAGUAUUUUUUAUUAGAAAUUGUUCUUUCAAAUUGACAGUACUGUACAAUAGUAGUUAGACAAAUAGAUGUGAAUAUUUUAUACAUUUGUUUCUUCUCUUGAGGUAGAAAUUAUCAAAAUAAAUGGGUUGGAUGUUUCAAACCUGGUGUUUCAAACCUGGCAAAGUUCUGUUGAGUUUACAAGAUUGCCACAAGUAUUACAAAAGUAAAACAUUUCAAGAAAUUGUACUUUGUGCCUUCAUGUCUUGUACUUGGAUUGGUUUUAAUUCCAUAUACUUUUUUUAGAGUUUAACUUUUGAUGCAUCCGUCCUUGUAAUAAUUAGAUUCAUCCUAGUGGGACAGUAGUGGUCACACUAAGACAAUUAUUAUUUUUGUACUUUAAAAAAUCAAAAUAUUUAGAAAAAUAUUUGUUAAAUUUAGUUCAAACUCGAACCAUUCUGUAGGUAAAAUCCGUCCAAAUAAGAUUUUAUAAUAAUUCUUGUGUGAUCAAAGUGUUCAUCUAUUUUUUAAAUUCAUAAAAGAAUACACAAAAUUCCUUGGAAGUUUUUGUAAACUAAACAAUUAUGCUCUUUUGUAAAAUUAGUUUUGUAAAUAUCGGAUUAAAUAAUAGCUAUAAUUAUAAUAUGCAGAUCAAU